Messenger RNA from Caenorhabditis angaria, 1170 nucleotides. NCBI's taxonomy places the organism in Eukaryota, Metazoa, Nematoda, Chromadorea, Rhabditida, Rhabditidae. The record is from the annotation of a GenBank genome assembly.
AUGGUUUGCCAACGAAUUGAAUACUUUAACAACAACGGCGGUGAAGAAUUGAAUGAUCGGCGAAAAAGAGUAACUAUUGUUGGUGGCGGAAAUUGGGGAUCCGCAAUUGCUUGUGUUGUUGGAAAAACUGUCAAAAGACAACCUGAAAUUUUCUAUCCUUAUGUUAAUAUGUGGUGCAGAGAUUCGAGAGUGAGUUGAAAGAAGAUCUAGAAAAAAAUAUCUAAUUUUGAUAAUUUUUAGAAACCUGGAGAUUCUAGUGAAUCAAUCGCUGAGGUUAUCAAUCGAACUCAUGAAAAUGCAAAAUAUUUACCUGGCCGAAGAAUUCCGGAAAAUGUGAUUGCGACUUCAAAUCUCUUGGAUGCUUGUGAAGAAGCUCACAUUCUUAUUCUUGUUGUUCCACAUCAGGGAAUCGAACAAAUUUGUAAAGAACUUAAUGGUAAACUUUUACCAGAUGCUCAAGCUGUUUCACUCACCAAAGGAAUCUCAUCAGAUGGGAAGAAAUUGAAACUUAUCUCGCAAGAUAUUGAAGAUGCGCUUGGUGUCAAAUGCAGUGUUUUGAUGGGUGCAAAUUUGGCGGGAGAAGUUGCGGAUGAGAAAUUUUGUGAGGCUACAAUUGGAUGUAAAUCGAUCGAGGAGCAAGGAAAUAUUUUGAAACAAUUGUUUGAUACUCCAAACUUCCGAAUCAGAGUCACUACUGAUUACGAAGCUGUUGAACUUUGUGGAGCACUCAAAAAUAUUGUUGCUUGCGCGGCUGGAUUUGUUGAUGGUCUUGGAUGGGCAUACAAUAUGAAAUCAGCAAUGAUUCGAUUGGGACUCUUAGAAACUAAGGAGUUUGUAAAAUAUUUUUACCCUAACUCAAAAUGUAGAUCAUAUUUCGAAUCUUGUGGAGUCGCCGAUCUUAUCACAACAUGCUUUGGCGGUAGAAAUCGCAAAGUUGCCGAAGCUUUCAUCAAAUCCGACAAGCCUUUGGCUCAAAUUGAGCGAGAACUUUUGAAUGGUCAAAGUGCUCAAGGUCCACCAACAGCUGAUGAUGUUUUCGAGAUGAUGGAAUUAUUCGGAAUUUCCGAAAAAUUCCCAAUUUUCACUGCUGUUCACAAAGUUUUCCAUGGUAAAAUGGGCCAAGAUGGAUUAUACGAUGCAAUGAGAACCCAUCCAGCAUACGACAAUUAA